CUCGCUCGUUCGCUCGCGGAGCCCGCCGCGCGCGGCCCGGCUCUAGGCUGCCCGCAGCUCCGGCUCCCGGCGCGGUGCUCUGGCGCGGCUCGGGCUCUGGAGGACGGGACCGCGCGACUGGCCCGCCCAGCUCCGGGCGGCGGCCGAAGCAGGGCCCGGGAUGGCACUCUCCGUGACAGAGCUCAUUAUCUUCUCCCUCCUGCAAACUGCCCUGUCCCUGAACCCCGAGGACCCCAAUGUGUGCAGCCACUGGGAGAGCUAUGCCAUGACCGUCCAGGAAUCAUAUGCACACCCCUUCGACCAGAUCUACUACACGCGAUGCACGGACAUCCUCAACUGGUUCAAGUGCACCAGGCACCGGAUCAGCUAUAAGACGGCAUAUCGGCGUGGCCUCCGGACCAUGUACCGGCGCAGGUCCCAGUGCUGCCCUGGCUACUACGAGAAUGGGGACUUCUGCAUACCCCUGUGUACGGAGGAGUGUGUGCAUGGCCGCUGCGUUUCCCCGGACACCUGCCACUGUGAGCCUGGCUGGGGAGGGCCUGACUGUUCCAGCGGCUGUGACAGCGACCACUGGGGCCCCCACUGCAGCAACCGGUGCCAGUGCCAGAAUGGAGCCCUGUGCAACCCCAUCACGGGCGCCUGCGUGUGUGCCGCCGGCUUCCGCGGCUGGCGCUGCGAGGAGCUCUGCGCGCCCGGCACCCACGGCAAGGGCUGCCAGCUGCCGUGCCAGUGCCGCCACGGAGCCAGCUGCGAUCCCCGCACCGGCCAGUGCCUCUGCGCCCCGGGCUACACCGGAGUCUACUGUGAGGAGCUGUGCCCCCCUGGGAGCCAUGGGGCUCACUGUGAGCUGCGCUGUCCCUGCCAGAAUGGGGGCACCUGCCACCACAUCACAGGAGAAUGUGCCUGCCCCCCAGGCUGGACGGGAGCAGUGUGUGCCCAGCCCUGCCCACCGGGGACGUUCGGCCAGAACUGCAGCCAAGACUGUCCUUGCCACCACGGAGGGCAGUGUGAUCACGUGACCGGGCAGUGCCACUGCACGGCUGGCUACAUGGGGGACAGGUGCCAAGAGGAAUGCCCCUUCGGGACCUUCGGCUUCCAGUGCUCACAGCGCUGUGACUGCCACAACGGGGGUCAGUGCUCGCCCACCACCGGAGCCUGCGAGUGUGAGCCUGGCUACAAAGGCCCGCGCUGCCAGGAGCGGCUAUGCCCCGAGGGACUACAUGGCCCAGGCUGCACCUUGCCUUGCCCCUGUCAUGCUGACAACACCAUCAGCUGCCACCCAGUCACUGGGGUGUGCACCUGCCGGCCAGGCUGGUCUGGCCACGACUGCAACGAGUCCUGCCCCGCUGGCUCCUACGGCAAUGGCUGCCGGCUGCCUUGCACCUGUCAGAACGGCGCUGACUGCCACAGCAUCACUGGGAGCUGCACGUGUGCGCCGGGCUUCAUGGGAGAGGACUGUGCAGUUCCAUGUGCCACAGGAACCUAUGGCCCCAACUGCUCGUCUCUCUGUGGCUGUAACAACGGUGGUACCUGCUCCCCCGUGGAUGGCUCCUGCACCUGCAAGGAAGGGUGGCAAGGCCUGGACUGCACCCUGCCGUGUCCCAGCGGGACGUGGGGCCUGAACUGUAACGAGAGCUGCGCCUGCGCCAACGGGGCAGCCUGCAGCCCCGCAGAUGGCUCCUGCUCGUGCACUGCCGGCUGGCUCGGAGACACCUGCGAACUGCCCUGCCCAGAUGGCACAUUUGGGCUGAACUGCAGUGAGCGCUGUGACUGCAGCCACGCGGAUGGCUGCGAUCCUGUCACGGGCCACUGCUGCUGUCUUGCCGGAUGGACAGGCAUCCGAUGUGACAGCAUGUGUCCGCCUGGUCGCUGGGGUCCCAACUGCUCCGUCUCCUGCAGCUGCGAGAACGGCGGGUCCUGCUCCCCAGAGGAUGGGAGCUGCGAGUGUGCCCCUGGCUUCCGAGGAACCUUAUGCCAGAGAAUCUGCCCCCCUGGGCUCUAUGGCCAUGGCUGUGCCCAGCCGUGUCCCCUCUGCGUGCACAGCAGUGGGCCCUGCCACCACAUCAGCGGCAUCUGUGAGUGCCUCCCAGGAUUCUCCGGAGCCCUCUGCAACCAAGUGUGUGCUGGAGGGCACUUUGGGCAGGACUGUGCCCAGCUCUGCUCCUGUGCCAACAAUGGGACCUGCAGCCCCAUCGAUGGCUCCUGCCAGUGCUUCCCUGGAUGGAUUGGCAAGGACUGCUCACAGGCUUGCCCACCAGGGUUCUGGGGCCCCGCCUGCUUCCACACAUGUAGCUGCCACAAUGGGGGGAGCUGCAGCGCUGAGGAUGGAGCUUGCCACUGCACCCCUGGCUGGACUGGACUCUUCUGCACGCAGCGCUGCCCUGCAGCGUUUUACGGGAAGGACUGUGGGCGUGUGUGCCAGUGUCAGAACGGCGCCAGCUGUGACCACAUCAGCGGCAAGUGCACCUGCCGCACGGGCUUCACCGGGCGACACUGUGAGCAGAGAUGUGCCCCAGGAACCUUUGGCUAUGGGUGUCAGCAGCUGUGCGAGUGCAUGAACAAUGCCACCUGUGACCACGUCACUGGCACCUGUUAUUGCAGCUCUGGAUUCAAAGGAAUCCGGUGUGACCAAGCUGCCCUCAUGAUGGAGGAGCUGAAUCCCUACACCAAGAUCAGCCCAGCGCUGGGUGCAGAGCGGCACUCGGUGGGUGCUGUCACAGGCAUCGUCCUCCUGUUGUUCCUCAUUGUGGUGCUGCUGGGCCUGUUUGCUUGGCGCCGGCGGAGACAGAAAGAGAAAGGCCGUGACCUGGCUCCCCGUGUCUCCUAUACACCUGCCAUGAGGAUGACCAGCACGGACUACUCGCUCUCAGAUUUGUCUCAAAGUAGCAGCCAUGCACAGUGCUUUUCCAAUUCCAGCUACCACGCACUGGCGUGCGGGGGGCCUGCCACCAGCCAGGCCAGCACUCUGGACAGGAACGGCCCCACCAAGCUCAGUAACAAGUCCCUUGACAGAGACACAACAAACUGGACCCCUUACAGCUUUGUGAACGUGUUAGACUCCCAUUUCCAGAUCAGUGCCCUGGAGGCCAGGUACCCGCCCGAGGACUUCUACAUUGAACUUAGACACCUCAGCCGCCCUGCUGAGCCACACUCACCAGGUGCUUGUGGAAUGGAUAGACGUCAGAACACAUACAUUAUGGACAAAGGCUUCAAAGAUUACAUGAAAGAAUCCGUGUGCAGUUCUAGCACUUGUUCCUUGAAUAGCAGUGAAAACCCUUACGCCACAAUUAAGGACCCACCCAUUCUCACCUGCAAGCUUCCAGAAAGCAGCUAUGUAGAAAUGAAGUCGCCUAUGCACAGGGGGUCUCCGUACACAGAUAUGCCAUCCUUGUUGACAUCUAAUAAAAAUAUAUAUGAAGUUGAGCCCACAAUCAGUGUGGUCCAAGAAGGCCGCGGUCAUAACUCCAGCUAUAUCCAGAAUCCAUACGACCUACCUAGGAACAGCCAUAUUCCUGGUCAUUAUGACCUCCUCCCAGUAAGACAAAGCCCUGCCAAUGGGCCCUCCCAGGACAAGCAGUCUUAAGAGAGAGAAGCCUCUCUCUUGCAAUGUGUUCUGCUGAAUAUUCUGACUCUGAAAGAAGACAAUCCCUUGACUCGAAAUAAUGAUACAGACUGACUCCAGCUGCGUGUUAGUCAUUACUUUCACCUGGAACUAAAGAAGAACUUCCAAGUGGGACUGGGGUAAUUAUUCAAACAGUCUGUUCACAAAGGCAAAUCCUAUCACUCACCCACACCCAACCCCAAAUGCCCAGGAUUACAUGAUCUUUUAAAAACACUUAAGAUCCAGCUACUCAUCAACAUCAGCUAAAUAUAUAUAUUGAGAUACGUAAUUCUCUGAAACGUGAUGCUUAGGAAGCAUACAGCAUAGGUUUCACAAACCUUCCUGGGGGAAAAGGGAACUGGGGAGGGGAAAGGAUUCAAGAUCCUGAAAUGUAUGUGUUUUUGGUUGCUGUUACCCUCAACAUCUGUUUUAUUACCUAAGAUAAAUAGCACACAAACUGUGCUAAUAUCAAUCCUAAAGUACCUGUACAUCUAUGUCUGACCUGUCAAAUCACAACAGCCAAGAUUAUAGUAUACAGUCUAAUACUGACAACUUCAAUUUUUAAAAAAUAAGACUUUAAUAAAUACAAAUUAACUUUCCCUCUUCUGCCCUUCGUGGUAGUAGGAGGAGGAGUUUCCAAAGCGCAGUAGCCUCUUUCAGUCUAUAAUGAUUUCUAGGCCAGCUUUACCAAAUCUUGCUGAUUCAAAGUUUGAGAACACUGCCAAGUCAUUCCUAGCCUGGUCAUAGCUCCUCAAUCCAUCCAACACGAGUCAUUCCAUGUGAAACAGAAUUCUGAGAUGAUGCCUUUAAGCAAGCAGUCACAGACUGGUAAGAAUGAAGUAUCCCUAAAAGGCCUCCCAAAUUUAUUUGAUUGGCAUCCCUUAACUCAGAAGAGUACUUGCUUUCAUGCAUUUCUUCAUAAAUCUUGAGCUUGAUGUAGAAUACAACCCAAAAGUGUAGAAGAAAUUAGAUAAAAGUGGAUAUAGCAAGUUUAAAAGUUUAAUAAGCUGCUUAAAUUACAUGAUGCUUUUUGAUGGAACUAAAUGAAAAGAAUGGACUGUAAUCAGUUGCUGUAACAUGAUGUAAAACUUUACAGUAAACAGCAAAUAAGGAUAUGAAGUACUUCUACCUUAAAACCACCACCUACUGAAAUGGCCAAAAACAUAUUACAAUGAGCUAAUGCUCCAGAUCCCAGUAUUUAGACGUGUCUGUACCUUCCACUACUAACCAGGUAAACUGGGGCUCAGUUUGAGUCAAACUGGAGCCAACUCCCAAGCCCUAAAAAAGAGGACCUCCUCACAAGAAUUAAAGACCAGAAGGACAACCCGAGGAAACUAAUGGCCACCCCUACACCACUCCACUCUCUGGUAACAGCCAGCCAGUAAAAAAUACUUCCAAAAAGGUAAACAGAAGAGGAACUAAAUGACCGCAAAGAUGGAAUAGCAGCGACAGGAAGUGUGGGAGUCCUGAAGCCCUUGAUACAACCUGGAAGUCUGCCAUGGAACCCAUUAGUUGGGGCAAUGACCAGCAAAAGCAAGAAAAUAAACAAGUAAAUCCCCCUCCCUCACUUCACUCACGGCUUAAGCAAAUUUUACUGUUAGGGGAAAGCAUAGAAUACUUACAUGAAUGCUGCAUGUGUGCAUGGGAGCAAGUGAUCAGCAAUAGCAAAUUUCCUUUCCACAAAAGCCUUACGAAAUAUAAAUAAUAGAAAAUUCCUUUGUAGACCCAAGUAAAUAUUGCUCAUACAUAUGUAGAAAGAAAUAGAUAAGAGACUUACCUCAGUAUUUCAGGGCAGCAAGUGCUCAAUUACCUUUGUAAAGCAAGGAUCAAGAAGCAUGGCGAAGUCAGAUCAGCCAGAGAAACUUCAUCUCAAUCCCAGGCUUUAUCUUCUUCCCCUACCCUUCGUGUACAGUCACUGCUGCCUGGCACACUGCAAACAAGCAGCAUCAUGCCAGUUUCAAGUGUCGCCUCUUGUUUGCCAACUAUCUUAUGAGCAAAAUUUAGCAAGAGGGAGCAUGGUGGAACUGCUAAAGCAUGGGGUCAAGAGAUUUGAGUGUUACUUGCCCUCUCUGGGCUCCUUUCUUCCUCACGUAUCAAAAAGGAGAGAAGGAGAGAGAGGGAAGAAGCUCUAACAACCCUCUGGCUCUAGCAUUCUAUGACUGUUAAAGAAAUGUAAUACAAUUCAAAUUAGGCAAUAUAGAGAAGGGGAAGGCAGAGGGUGUGAUUCAUCUCUGGUGACAACAGCUGCCUUCACAGAUCUAAGAGUUACUGGUAAAAGACAUUUCAUUCUUACAGAGCAACUGUUAGGAACUUCUGUCUAGCACUGUCACACAUAGGUUCAUGGUCAACCUAAAUAUGUGUCUGUGCAUUUUGUUGGCAACUUGGAAAGAUCUGUUUAUUUUAAAGAAACCAGUUUUCACUCAAAGUAAUCUGCAUUCAAUUCAAAUGAAUAAAGGAAACACUAUUAUUGUACAAUAGCAUAAGUGAGACUAUGAAAUGGCAAUACUUUUUUAAAUAACCCAGAUUUGUAAUAUAUUUGUUCACUGUGCAAAGGGACCAUACCUUGUACAAAAUAAAAGGAAUUUCUCAAACUAAUUUAACAAGAAUGCCUACUGUUGUGUUGCACAUUGAAAAUGUGUCUAUAAUCUACAACUUAGGUUUAAAAGGUAGAACUAAACUACAUUUUGUGUGGUCACUUUAGGCAGCCAGAGAAGUGAAAAUUAUCCCAAUAGACACUUGAAAAUAAAGUGAACAAGUUCUAUCAUAUUUAUAACAAGAGUCUCUUCCUUUAAUGAAUGGGAUCAACACAUUCUUAUUCAUGUCUAAAAAUUAUUGAAAAAUCUCAUACACAUCAAAUGCUCAAAUAGAGAAUUUCUCUGCUUUCACAAAGAUUUAAACUCAAAGGCAACUAUUACAGCCUAUGCUCAGCUCCAGAGGCACAAAGGUACUUCUAUGGAAUGGAAUAAAAGCAAGUGAUGGGCCACCUAAUUUGCAUAAGUGCAAUGAAUAGCUCUCCACUAGUAGAAGUUAUCACCCAGUACGUUACUGUGGGUGCAUGUUUUAGGACCUUUUAAAACAUAACCUUAUGACCUCACUGGUAAAGAAGCAGCAGGAUUAAUUUUAUAGUAAAACAUGGAUGCUAAAAAAAUAGCUUACUGGAUGCUUUCAUAAGUGUAAGUUUAAAAUUCUUCCUUCAUACUUUCAAAGUUUGUACAUAAUCCUAUCUAAGUCAACCUAAGCCUUUCAACUUGUCAGUUCACAAAGCUUACAUGACACUCAAGUUAUUCCCAAUGUUUAACCAAGAAUAAUACAUUUUUGUUAGAGACUAAGACUCAUUCUGAAAUUAUCUUACUAAGACAAUUCUCAAGGGCUGGAGCUUGACAUCUCGGUGAAAGACAAAACAUGAUCAAGAGUUAUAAGGCUAACAAAGGUGUUUACUGAGAAUAGUGGUAUUAGAUUAUGACUCAUGAGGCUCAGAUUACUACCCAAUACCAUAAAGGAUAACCAAAGGCUGCAAGUUAUGCACUCAACACAGAAAAUUCAAGAAUGAUACAUUCUACGAGCCAUUCAUCUAACCAGAAGGCCGGCAGAAGAGGCCCAUUUAAUCAGUAUGUGACAACAGGAAACAGACUCUUUCUCAGAAGGGAUGGAUGGAUACAUAGGGAUUCAUUACACUGUCAUUUGUACUUCUGUAUAAUUAUUAUAUAGCAUUUAUAUAAUCAUUUUAUAUAACUUUUAAUUAAAGUAUUUUUUAGUCUGAAUGGUAGUUCUCAAGACUAUAGCUCCCCAAGCUAGACUAGAAUGAAUCCUAGGAUUAGCCCCCUCACUCUUUUAGAUGUUCCUUCUUUAUUGUUCUGACAUGGAAUAGCAGGGGGGAUAGGUAUUAGGAAUGUAAAUAUGAACAAUGAACAUUCCCACACUUAUGGAUCUUACAAUUUAGCAAUUACAAAAGGGCAGAGAUAAAUGCAGGGCCCUAGUGAUUAGUAGGGUACUGAUUAUACAUUUUCUUCCCUGACUUGCAGAGCUAGAAAGACUCGGACUCCAAUCCAAACCCACAGAAGGUGGAAGCCCUAGUCUGUAGCGAUGGGUUGUCAGAUUCCUUCCUCAAUUCCAGCUUCUACUUCCCAAGCCAUUGUCUAACCCAGCAGAUGGCCUUCCAGAGCCUUGGAGAGGAGAAAGCACAGGGACUGGAAAUCUUAAAAAUCCUAUUAUUUAGGAAUCCACUUAAAUGUAAACCAAAACCAGUAACUGAUGAUCCUAACAGAUCCUGCAUUGUGGGGUUCAUAUCAAAGAUAGUCUGCAGAAAUAGUAUUGCUUCCUGGGGCUUUCCAGACUGUCCCAUUUCAGGCAUAACCUUCUAUAAUAUUCUUAGGGCCAUAUGAUGAAAUACUUUGGCAUAGAGACUAAUACAAUGGUCAGCACGUCUGGGCGCCUGGGCGGCUCAGUUGGUUAAGCAACUGCCUUCGGCUCAGGUCAUGGUCCUGGAGUCCCGGGAUCGAGUCCCACAUCGGGCUCCCUGCUCAGCGGGGAGUCUGCUUCUCCCUCUGACCCUCUUCCCUCUCGUGCUCUCUGGCUCUCAUUCUCUCUAUCAAAUAAAUAAAUAAAAUCUUAAAAAAAAAAAAAAAAACAACGGUCAACAAGGAUCUGUCACUUCCCUAGAGAGAUUUGAGAAAAUGGUACCCUGAGACUGGAAUUUGUCAAGGGAAAUGAAUCUGAAAGCAAUACACUUACUCACUGGGAUGGGAAUAACAGGCAAGUUAAGUUCCACUGACUCAGAGAGAGAAAAGGAAUCCUACUGGCUACUAAUUUUCACUACCAUCACUGGUACUGGUAACAUAUAGUAGUUAACAGCAAAUAUAUAGAACAUCUGUGCUGGGACCUAUCGCUAAUGAUGUUAAAUAAUUGAUUUCAAAUGAUCAGACUACUAAACUAACAGCCAAAUAAUGCCAUUUAUAUCGUGUGUAUUUUGCCACAAAAACCUAUUCACUUGGAUUUAAUCACUGGUUCUCUCGGACAGCUAGCUCUAUGGACUGCUCUACCUUCUUAUAGACGCCUGUAAGAGAUGAUAGUAAAAAAUUAAACACAAGAUAUUUUUAAAAGUUCUCUCACCCAGACAUGAAUAUAUUUUAAAAGUAUAUAUUAAAAGCCAGCGGGAUUUUAACAAUAAAAGCCAAAACAAGCAGUUCUCAAUUUACAGUUGACAUAGCAGCCCCUCAAGUGCUCCUCCCCGCCAAGCAUGAUAUUUCGAUGCAUAUUUUUGAAAAUGACAGUCAUUUUGCAAAUGUUCUAAAAUCUUUCAUCUUAUGGAAUGAGGUUAACAUGGAAAUAGUAACAUUUCAAUCAAGUUAUAAGACCAAAAACAUUUUGCAAAGUGAUUUUUACUUAUCUAUUAAAUUUGAGUUCAAAUGUGUAAUAAUUUGGCUCUAGUACCUGAAGAGUUCGUUCAUAGAAUUGCUGAAUUGGAGCUGGGAUGAACCCCAGGAAUAAUCUAACCCAUUCCCCUAACUGGAAGAAGGUGAAGCUCAGAGAAAAUGACUAAAAGAUCUGUGACUAGAAUCCAAGUCUUUGUCACCCAACCACUCUUCUAUUAUACCUGCCACUUUCAAUCUAACUCAGUUUAGCAUACUUUCUAAUAUAUGCCUGGUAUCAAUGUCCUUUCAGAUAUUCUUUCUCUAUCCUCCAAUUCAAUUUUCAAUGAAAUGGAUGCUUCAAUUAAAAUGAUCUCAGCCUAUGAUCUCCUUUACAGAAGCUGUAAUGACAUUUUAUAUAACUUUAUUGUUACCCUUGGCCUCCUAUAGUUUGGGGAAAUACAACCAUUCUUUAAAACAUCCCAAUGACAACUUCAGUUUAUUUAGCAUAUCCUUUAGGUGAGUGGAAAAAGUGACCUGUCAAAUCCCAGCAAGCGUGUGGUACCAGCACCAACCCAACCAAGGUAACAAAAAUCAGCCCUCCUCUUUUUAGCACUAGCCUAUUAUGCUCCCCCAUUAAAGCAUGUGAUAGAAGAGGAUCCUUUCAUGGUCUUUGUUUUUUUUUCCCCCCCAUACAGGGAAUACAUGCCAUGCGCAAUCCUUAUAUAAAAUUCAUAUUUUGUGGGCACCUGGGUGGCUCAGUGGGUUAAGCGACUGCCUUCAGCUUAGGUCAUGAUCCUGGAGUCCCGGGAUCGAGUCCGGCAUCGGGCUCCUUGCUCAGUAGGGAGUCUGCUUCUCCCUCUGACCCUCUUCCUUCUCGUUCUAUCUCUCAUUCUGUCUCUCAAAUAAAUACAUAAAAUCUUAAAAAAAAAUUUUCAUAAUUUGUUUCGAAUUUUCUUCAGGCUUAAAAUGUUUGUGAGACAUCAAAUAACCAAUCUCUAUUUUCUUCCUGUGUUUAAAAAACAAAAACAAACAAAACUCCGUAAAUUGAAACCUAACAGGCUGGAAUAAGUUCUUAAUAUCAACCCAGGCUUUAAAUUAUUCUGCUUCUGGUACUGGCCAAAACAGCCUAAACAGUUUUUUUCUCUUUAAGGUAGAUGGAAGAAAUUAUGACAAUAGUCAAACCAUUGAGAGCAUUUGUAUUUUGUAAAUACAAGUCACUGAAGACAAAAUUAAAAUGUCCAUUUUCCCACUGAUACAAUAAAUAGGACAAGCUCUGAUGGACAAUCUAAACUCAAGAGGUCUAACUUUUCUGCAGAACCUUUCAGAACUUAAAACCGCUGGCCUAAGUCACCAGCUAGCACCCCUUCUAAGAAUUAGAAUUUAGCAUACACAAUGCAAUGGCUAAUGAUAACUUACCCCUACAGAGUUGUAACUACUAUUAUUAAAGAAAAAUCAUAGAUAGCACUUGAGACCAAUGGCAUGUUUAAAUCAAGUCAAGAAGGCUAACUGGCUUUUCAGAAUAAGUUAAAAAAAAAUUCAGUUAAAAUGACUGAAAAGCAGGGUCAAGCGGCAAAACACUUCUAAACUACCUUGAGCCCUACAUUGUCAUAUUUUAAAACUUAAUGUUUCUUACUUGAGACAGUUUGUCUCCUGAGAUACUAUUCAGAAUGAAGACACUGUUAAGAUGCAAUCAAAGACAUUUUCUACUACUACUUAAAGGGUUCUUGGAAUUCUCCCAAGAUCCAACCAUGCCCACAGCAACUUUAAGUCUAUACUUGAUACAAAUUCAAAGUUACUCAUUUUCAAUUCACCACCUAGAGUUUCCUUCU
This is a messenger RNA of Zalophus californianus (California sea lion), 10781 nucleotides long. It is a transcript of the gene MEGF11, whose product is annotated as multiple EGF like domains 11. The record is from RefSeq and is a predicted model, not a curated record. NCBI's taxonomy places the organism in Eukaryota, Metazoa, Chordata, Mammalia, Carnivora, Otariidae. The transcript has 26 exons. Gene Ontology annotation, cellular component: membrane. Bases 161 to 3583 code for a protein of 1140 amino acids. Gene Ontology annotation, molecular function: protein binding.